This is a messenger RNA of Stegastes partitus (bicolor damselfish), 889 nucleotides long. It is a transcript of the gene ccl27a, whose product is annotated as chemokine (C-C motif) ligand 27a. Gene Ontology annotation, biological process: immune response. The record is from RefSeq and is a predicted model, not a curated record. The transcript has 3 exons. The coding region runs from base 158 to 451 and encodes 97 amino acids. NCBI's taxonomy places the organism in Eukaryota, Metazoa, Chordata, Actinopteri, Pomacentridae. Gene Ontology annotation, molecular function: chemokine activity. Gene Ontology annotation, cellular component: extracellular region.
ACCUCCGAUACUGUCAGUAACACUCAAAGAGACGCUGAUUGGUUUGAUCGCACGUUCCCACACUUGCCACAGUUGACAGUGGGUGGGUGGGUGUGUUCAGUGCUGGUAUUUAAAACGGCAAAGACAAGAUUUCCUUCCCCACAGCUGCUUCGCAGUCAUGGACCUGAAAGUUGUGCUUGUUGUUGUCUGCCUGUACGCUUUGGCCAUCACCUUCACUGAAGGCAUCCCGAAAUGCUGCAUCAAAACAAAGAAGGACGUCUCCAGACGAACGAUGAUGAAGGUUUACAACUUUGAGAUGCAGAGCGCCAGCGGUGCCUGUGACAUCGCUGCACUGGUGCUGUACGUGAGAGACAGAAGGAACCCCGUGUGUGCUCAUCCCAAGCUGAAGACGACCAUGAUGCUGGUUUGGCAUCGGAUGAAGCACAACAGAAAUCAGAAAUCAGUCAACUGAGAUAAACGUCACUUCUCUGGUGGUGCUUUGUGUUUCCAAUUGGUGUUUAGUUUUUUCGUGGUUGAAAGACAACAACUCAUCUACUUCUCUAACUCUGUCAGGUGAACAGUAGCAUUGCUUUUACUUUAAAACUCCAGUUUAGCCCAGAUAUUAGAAAAACACGAACAUUUUGUCGAGUUUGAUGCAGUGUUUUAGUCAAAACUGUACGAUUCUGGUCAAACCAACUGUCUGAAACGUUGAUGUCGAGGCCUACAUAAUUACUAAUACUUUUACUUCAGUAUAAUUUGAUCAGGGUUUUUGUAUGCGUGGGUUAUUUUGUAAAGUGAUGUGGCUUUAUUUUUUUUACUUGUGGUAAUGAUGUGAAUAUACUUCCACUGUUGCAUUUAUACAAAAAAGCAAAAUCAAAAAAAUGAAUAAAAGAAUCUCUGUAAACUGUGA